Messenger RNA from Anopheles darlingi, 1208 nucleotides. RefSeq names its product aldo-keto reductase family 1 member B1-like. The transcript has 3 exons. Gene Ontology annotation, cellular component: cytosol. The coding region runs from base 192 to 1151 and encodes 319 amino acids. The record is from RefSeq and is a predicted model, not a curated record. NCBI's taxonomy places the organism in Eukaryota, Metazoa, Arthropoda, Insecta, Diptera, Culicidae. Gene Ontology annotation, molecular function: aldose reductase (NADPH) activity.
AGCAACGGCAGCAGCUUCAGUUCGCACCAACCUGACACGACAGCGACUCGGGUGCGAGCAAGUUAAAUUCUGGUUCCCGAAAAGCAAACACGGUUUGACCGCGGUGUCCGUUAUCAGUUUGUCAUUGUCGUGAGUGUUUGCAUAUUAGAUUGUCUUCUUUCUACCGUUAUAAAGCUAGGAAAAGGUGAAAAAUGGCCUGUACCGUGGUUCCGAAUGCAAUUUUCAAGAACGGCAACAGUAUUCCCAUGAUCGGUUUGGGUACCUGGAAUUCGCCACCGGGACAGGUCGCGCAGGCAGUGAAGGAUGCGAUCGACAUCGGUUACCGGCACAUCGAUUGUGCCCACGUCUACCAGAACGAGCACGAAGUAGGCGAGGGUAUCGCGGCAAAGAUUGCUGAGGGUGUCGUGAAGCGGGAGGAUCUGUUUGUGACGAGCAAACUAUGGAACACGUUCCAUCGGCCGGAUCUGGUUGAGGGUGCUUGCCGCACUACGCUCACCAACCUGAAACUGGACUACUUGGAUCUCUAUCUCAUUCACUGGCCGGUUGGAUACAAAGAGGGAUCAGAGCUGUUUCCGAUGGGCCCCGAUGGCAAGACGUUUGUGUUUUCCGAUGCCGACUAUGUCGAUACCUGGCCCGAGAUGGAGAAGCUGGUUGAUGCUGGGCUGGUGCGCAACAUUGGACUCUCAAACUUUAACACGAAACAAGUGCAGCGGGUGCUAGACAUUGCGCGGAUCGCUCCGGUCACCAAUCAAAUCGAGUGUCAUCCAUAUCUGCACCAAUCCAAGAUCACGUCUUUCUGUGGCACGAACGGCUUGAUCGUGACUGCGUACAGUCCACUCGGUUCACCCGCUCGACCCUGGGUAAAGGCAGAUGAUCCGGUGCUGAUGGAUGACGCGACGGUUGGCCAGCUGGCAAAGAAGUACGGAAAAACGACGGCCCAGAUUCUGAUUCGCUACCAGAUUCAACUAGGACACGUGGUGAUUCCGAAAUCCGUCACCAAGGAGCGUAUCGUUUCCAACUUUGAUGUUUUCAGCUUCCAGUUAAAUGAAACGGAUAUGCAGCAGCUAGCGGCUCUCGAGCGUAAUGGGCGCAUCUGUCCGGAAUCGAGCGCUUACGGCCAUCCUCAUCAUCCGUUUGAGAAGGAGGAAUAAAGCUUGUCUUGUUGUCGUUCCGCACUUAGUCGAAUAAACGUGCCAAAUCCCUCAUGA